AUGAAGCCAUCGGACAAAAAGAGAUCCGUCCCUAAUGGGGGACUGGGCGGGUUGGUCCUACCACAACUGGGAGCUGGUGGUCGAGAAGUGGCGGAUGUUGCUUCACAACCACCCUCGAAGAAGUCCGAGUCUCGACGACGUCCACCUCCGAUCCGAAUCUUCUGCGGCGGUGACAAUGAUCCAACAUGGCCUGCUCCUGCUUACGGAGGGUCGAGCAUUGGAUUGGGCGGCCUCUGGACUCCCAACACGCCUACCGAUCGCCUCGGGCUGUCGUAUCUGGCGGAACGCGACUUGAGUCCCGGGUCGGCACCAUGGACAUCGCACCAUGAGUCUGCGGCACCUCGCGCACCAUGCUGCUCACUGCCAGAGACACCGAUCAGUCCGCUCAAUUCACCGCCUGUCGAGUUACCUGGGUCACUUCUCCAACCCAGUCAAGGCUUCCCGCAAACAACUCCGAUUUCACCUCCGCCUUCACUUCGGAUUGUGCGCAGAGACACGGAGGACUCAACCGUAAGCUCUGUACCAACGUUGUCCACAUCACUUUCUUCGGAUGUAGACACGAUGGAGACUUUCCGCAACCUAACCACCCCCUUGAGAAAGCACGACCGCACUCCCGACAGCACGAUGCCUGGAUAUGUGAUUGGAAGUCGCGCCGACGAGGGCGAUUCUUCGAUUACCAAACCGCUCUCUGCCAUGUCUAUCGACGAGUUACUAGAUUCUCUACCUGAAUGCAAUCCUUCCGUGGUCACUCAACUCUGGCUACCUGCCGUCCGAGCGCAGUUUCAGAAGAUGAUAGAUCUGCUGAACGACGUGGGCGAGCUCAAGAUCGAGUCUAGUCUGAACCAAAUAGCAUUUCAGAAGGAUCUGAAAAGCUUCUCCGACGAAAUCCGCCUCAUCGCCACGUCUUACCACAAAGUCCUCGAGUCAGCAGAGUCGCUCGUGGAGCGCGAUACAAAAGUCUGUCAUGAGCGUCUUAAAGAGCUGGAGGCACAGGUGGAAGAAGCCUUGAACAAGAUGGAGGCGAAAGACGAGGAGAUUGCGGAACAGGCCAGAACGAAUGCCGAUUUGACGCAUACCAUCCGUGACAUUGUACACAUCCUAGGAUCGUUCAUCCACGACUACGUCUCAAGCUGGGUGGGUUCGAUCAACGAGCCGAGAACCGAACAAGUCCUGGAGAUCAUCUCCGAUUAUGCCCGCUACUCGGACUGCAAGAACGAGUCGAUCCCAUAUGUUCGAGUCCCGAAGUCUACCAUUGCGCAGUACACGAAAGAGGUCCGAGAGUCCCAGGCAGUUGCUAAGGAAUAUCGAGAGCUCUUGCACGAACAGAGUGCAAUGAUCCACGAACACUCUCGCAAUUUGGACGUGUACACGAACAAAUACGAGGUCGCCGUCAGAGUGAUCAAGGAACGCGAGCAUGAGGUAUUGCUUCUCGUGCAAAACACCGACACCCUGACUAGCCGACUGGAGGAAUGUGAAGCUGCACUAGCACAAAGUCAGGAGUCGAUUGCAGAAUUGGAAAGCAGUGCAGGCCGCUACGACGAGCUGCGCGGGAACAUGGAGAGCCUGAAGAUCGCACACACGCUGGAAAUCGGGCAACGCGACGAAGAAAUCGCCAGAUUGCGACAGAUGUUGGGCAGCGCUCGGGAAGAAGUGUUUGCGCGACGAGCAGACGUGAAGAACAUCAUCUCUCAGACCCAAGCCGGCCUUGCCGUGCCGGACAUGCCUUCAGCAGCGACGGCGAGAGCCGGUCCCACCUCCAAAGCCCUGAGAUUCUUUGGCAUGGACCGAGACAAGGAGAGAGGGCGGAGACCUGCAUUGCCUUCAAGCCAGAGCAUGAUUGGCUUCACGUCGUCCCAUCAUGAUGCCACCACCCAGCCCUUGGACACCAGAUACUCGUCAAAGGAGGUCGCACCGGUGAAAAGCAAAUCGUUUCUUCGAAACGUCUCGCCGCUGGGGAGGCGUCGACAGGCGCAGACAACCCCCAACACUCCGGUCGAUAGCUCCGACAGUGGCAGCGGCUCGAUGGCUUCGUUGCCGGUACAUGUAGGCAUCAGCCCGCGGUCUGAUUCCCUAGGCGCCACGCAGCGUCAUGGCGUGCUCGCGUCCCCGAUCAACACGCGUAAAGCUCUUCCACAACCUCCUGCCCGUCCACAGCCACAGUUCGCCUCGGCGGCUAGGCUGGCCGCCAUCACACAGGCUGUCGAGAGCCCAAAUGCCAUGCAGAUCGCUUCGGAUUAUCUAGAGCACAGUAUCCUGGGACAGACCCAGACCGUGGCUCGACGGGUUCUCAGCAAAAUCCCCGAAUUGUCUAUCCACAGUCCAUCCCAGGCAGGAGAUGCUACCGAUGACAGACUGUCGGGCUCGGACAACGACAACGUCGACGACGACGAGGCGGAGAGCGUUGCCAGCAGUGAUCGUGAAGUUUACCGCAAGAGCGUGUGUGCUCUGGACAUGUUGAACGCUUCCACCCUCCCUUGCAGUGAGACCGAGACUGAGACUGAAUUUGAGAGGAUCCUUCGCGGAGUCGGAGUCGGAGUCACGGGCAAGCGAGGCGGAAACGAGCAGCAAGAGCGUGAGUACCGCGGUCAUCAUCAUGACGAAGAAGACGGUUACGUUGAUGGUGAUGAUGACGAACUCCAGACUGGUGUCGCGCGUGUCUUGCAUUUGCGACGCGGAAACCAUGAUCUGAGAGCGCUGAGGGACAGAGAGCAGGAUGGCAGUGGUAGUGAUCGUGACCGUGACCGUGAUCACGAUCGACGGGAGAGAUACAGAUACAGUUUUCUGUCGGAUGCUUCGGGCGAGCGAUCUGAAGGCUCGGAGCCCAAGACUGUUGCGCAGUUGUAUCAUCAGGGAGGACAUCGCCAUAUUUGA
This is a messenger RNA of Capronia coronata CBS 617.96, 2871 nucleotides long. RefSeq lists its product as uncharacterized. NCBI's taxonomy places the organism in Eukaryota, Fungi, Ascomycota, Eurotiomycetes, Chaetothyriales, Herpotrichiellaceae. The transcript has 2 exons. The coding region runs from base 1 to 2871 and encodes 956 amino acids. The record is from RefSeq and is a predicted model, not a curated record.